Brachypodium distachyon (stiff brome) is the source of this 655-nucleotide messenger RNA. Its product is annotated as general transcription and DNA repair factor IIH subunit TFB5. Lineage: Eukaryota; Viridiplantae; Streptophyta; Magnoliopsida; Poales; Poaceae. The record is from RefSeq and is a predicted model, not a curated record. Gene Ontology annotation, biological process: nucleotide-excision repair; transcription by RNA polymerase II; nucleotide-excision repair, preincision complex assembly. Gene Ontology annotation, cellular component: transcription factor TFIIH holo complex; transcription factor TFIIH core complex. The transcript is spliced from 3 exons. Bases 172 to 384 code for a protein of 70 amino acids.
UCAGCAUCAACAUCAGCCCGUCUUCUCCUUCUUCUAUUCUGCCCAACACCGGCCGCCGCUCUCCGUCGACACCGCCGCCGCCGGUUACUUUCUCUCCGUCGCCGAUCCUUCGCGCAGCCCUCGUCUCCUCGUCGCCAACGCUUCCUCGUGCAGCCAGGUACUGGAACAAAGAUGGUUAAUGCAAUCAAGGGUUUGUUCAUCUCCUGUGACGUGCCGAUGGCGCAGUUCAUCGUCAAUCUGAAUGCAUCGAUGCCCGCGUCCGAGAAGUUCAUCGUGCACAUGCUUGACCCGACGCACAUGUUUGUCCAGCCUCAUGUGGGGGAGAUGAUCAGGAGUAAGAUUGCGGAGUUCAGAGACCAGAACAGCUACGAGAAGCCGACAUGAAGGAUCGUGUUAUACUGCGGUUCACAGCUUCAUACUCCGUCCAGAGAUGCUCUACAUUUGUGUUUGGGUUUGUAGCUGUGUGGAUUGGUUAGAGUCUUAAUACCAUGUCGCAUUUUCGUGAUGCUCUUGGAUGAUAAUUCUGUAGCAUGAGAGAGUGUUAUGUUUUAUGCGCCUUCUCAGAAUUCCUUUGAUCUGAUAAGAUAUCUGGUGGUGUUGAUACUUUGAUACUGUGAAGAGAAUAAACAUAUCUUCUUAUGAAUUACUCUUCCCA